CGGUUUGGGUUUGUUGGUAUUGGGUUUGAGAGAGAGGGUUUUUCACUGUGUUGAGUGAGUGACAGCAAAAAUAGGUUCAAAGCUUUCAUCUUCAGCAACAAACCUCAGCUUUCCUUUACCAGAGCUCGAGCUCCCACCUAUGGAGGUUCCCAAAGAUCAAAUUGCUUCCCUUAUGGACCUUGGCCUCUACAACUCAGCUCAAAUGCUCAGUUGUUUUCUUGUUUCGUCACCUGCCGCUAAUGCUGAAACCAAUCCGCACCUCAAAGCUGAAAGCUUGGUGCUGCUUGGUGAUGCAUUGUUUCGUGAGAGGGAAUAUCGCCGAGCAAUUCACACGUACAAGCAAGCGUUGCAAUAUUACAAGAUUGCCAAACAAAAUUCAACCAGUUCUAGAAGUUCUUUAUCGUCCAACAGGUCCUCUUCUCCCAAUUCUUUUAACGUAUCAGCUAUUAAUGAGAAUGAGGUGAAAUUCAAAGUUGCAUCAUGCCAUUGUGCGAUAAAUGAGAAUAGACAAGCCCUUGCUGAGAUGGAGCAAAUUAGCAAAGGAAGAAACUUGCAGAUGAAUCUUUUAAUGGGAAAGCUUUAUAGAUAUUCCAGAAAUAAUCGUUCUGCUAUUACGUGUUAUAAAGAAUGCCUAAGGCAGUGCCCAUAUGUAAUUGAGGCUGUCACAGCUUUAGCAGAGCUAGGGGUUUCUGCCAAAGAGAUUGUUUCACUGUCUCCUCAGACUGCAAACAGAAGUGGUAGGGCUCCCUUUGAUUGUUUUGACUCAAGUCGUUGGCUUCAACGGUAUGUUGAGGCCCAGUGUUGCAUUGCUUCAAAUGACUACAAAGGUGGUCUGGAACUAUUUACCGAUCUUUCACAGCGUUUCCCUAAUAAUAUACACUUAUUACUUGAGAUUGCAAAGGUUGAAGCAAUCAUUGGAAAAAAUGAUGAGGCCAUUAUGAAUUUUGAGAAGGCUCGAUCAAUUGAUCCGUAUCUGGUGACUUAUAUGGAUGAGUAUGCAAUGCUUCUAAAGAUAAAGUCUGAUUUUUCAAAGCUAAAUAAAUUGGUCCAUGAUUUGUUGGUCACUGAUCCUACAAGGCCAGAAGUUUUUGUAGCUUUAUCUGUGCUGUGGGAAAAGAAAGAUGAGAGAGGAGCUUUAUCUUAUGCUGAGAAGAGCAUAAGAAUAGAUGAGAGGCACAUACCAGGUUAUAUAAUGAAGGGUAACCUACUGUUAACAAUGAAGCGAGCAGAAACAGCUGUAAUUGCUUUCAGAGUAGCUCAAGAAUUGAGACCCGAUAUUCGUUCGUAUCAAGGUUUGGUACAUUCUUAUUUGGCUCUCUCUAAAAUCAAAGAGGCUCUGUAUGCUGCGAGGGAGGCUAUGAAGGCCAUGCCCCAAUCUGCAAAGGCUCUAAAACUAGUUGGUGAUGUACAUGCUAGUAACUCGGGUGGCAGGGAGAAGGCAAAAAAGUUCUAUGAGUCGGCUCUUAGGCUUGAGCCUGGUUACCUCGGAGCAGCAUUAGCUCUGGCUGAGCUACAUGUUAUUGAAGGUCGAAAUGGAGAUGCUGUAUCUCUGCUCGAGCGAUAUCUCAAAGACUGGGCUGAUGACUCCCUUCAUGUAAAACUAGCUCAAGUAUUUGCUGCAACCAAUAUGCUGCAGGAGGCACUGUCACAUUAUCAAGCUGCAUUAAGGAUAAACUCUCAGAACGAAGCUGCGAAGAAGGGCUUAGAUCGAUUAGAGAAACAAAUGAAGGGGGUGGAUCCAGAUGCACCCGAAGAAGAUGAAGAAAACGAGGUUGAGGAUGUUGAUGCGGACCAAGAAGAGACUGACCUUUUAUGAGGAUUUAUCCUCUUACAUAUAAUUGCAAAGUUUGCUGAAAUGAGAAGAUGACACUUUGCAGAUCAAGCGGAGCACAACCAUGGGAACUGCCAUGGAGUGUGCUGAGCAUUUGAGCUGUUAUUUCAGAGUUUUCUUUAGAGAAGGAUUAGAGAACAGAAUUUGUUUUUCAUAUCUAUCUACUGAGUUGGAUACGCACACAAAUGUCUUGAAACCAUGAAUUGCCUGACUUGAAGUGCCAGAUGACAGAAAGCAGGAAAGAAUAUUGACCAGUGCCUGGCUAUUGCAGAGCUGUUCAUCUUCACAACAAUGUUGAUACAUCUCAUGCUGGGUAACUUUUUUCUUUUGGUGCUCUUUUUUUUCUUUUCAAAAUGUGUCUCAAUUAGUCAUGACUUGUAUAAAGUGAGGUGAGUGGUCAUUCUUGAUUACCCGGUUAUUUCAUUGUGGUAAUAAAAAAGCCAUCUGUAUUCUGAUUCUA
This is a messenger RNA of Humulus lupulus (European hop), 2291 nucleotides long. Its product is annotated as anaphase-promoting complex subunit 7. The coding region runs from base 140 to 1816 and encodes 558 amino acids. The record is from RefSeq and is a predicted model, not a curated record. Gene Ontology annotation, molecular function: protein binding. The transcript is spliced from 18 exons. Lineage: Eukaryota; Viridiplantae; Streptophyta; Magnoliopsida; Rosales; Cannabaceae. Gene Ontology annotation, biological process: cell division.